GAUCGCGCCAGUCAUGGGGCUCGCUUAGGUGAGUGAGCGCGUGGUCAUGCACGCCGUGCUGGUGCCCGUUUACCUUCUGCUCGUCACCCCCAUCACGUUGUCCUGGUGGGCCGCCGGAAGCCAGCUGGUAAUGGACCCCCGUCAAAUCUGCAAGAAGACCAAACGACUCCGCGGCAAAAUGGCCGACAUAUGCAACAAGCCGGUGCUGUUGACUCAGAUCUCCCUCGGCGUCGAGCUGGGCCAGAAGGAAUGCCAGUACCAGUUCAGGAACCGACGGUGGAACUGCACGUCGUCGAGGAGGAGCAUUAGGAAGGUGCUCCUGCGAGAUACGAGGGAGACGGGGUUCGUCAACGCCGUGCUGGCGGCGGGGGUGACCUACCAGGUGACCAGAGCGUGCACCACGGGGGAGCUGUUGGGGUGCUCGUGUGACAAGAAGAUGAAGAACAAGAAGAACAAGAAGAGACUGAAAAUGGCUUCGAUGCCGGAGGGGGAGUGGGAGUGGGAGGGCUGUGCGGGUGAGAAUGUGGAUUUUGGGUUAAAGAAAUCAAAAGACUUUUUAGAUACGCGGUAUAGGAAGAGGAGUGAUAUGAAGACUUUAGUCAAACUUCAUAAUUAUGUGGCGGGGAGGCUGGCCAUCAAGAACCACAUGCGCACCGAGUGUAAGUGCCACGGCCUCUCCGGCUCGUGCACCCUCAAGACGUGCUGGCGCAAGAUGCCGUCGUUCCGCGACGUGGGCAACCGCCUCAAGGAGCGCUUCGACGGCGCCGCCAAGGUGAUCGCCGGCAACGACGGCCAGAGCUUCAUGCCCGAGGACGCGUCGAUCAAGCCGCCCAGUAAGAUGGACCUCGUCUACUCCGAGGAGUCGCCGCCCUUCUGUCUGCCCAACAGCACGCUGGGCUCGUUCGGCACGCAGGGGCGCGCCUGCGUGGACACCUCGCUCGCCGAGGAGGGCUGCAGCAUCCUGUGCUGCGGCCGCGGCUACACCAGCCACCAGGUCACCGAGGAGAAGAACUGCAGGUGCAAGUUCCUGUGGUGCUGUGAGGUGAAGUGCGAGAAGUGCAACGAGACGAGGACUGUCAGUACUUGUUCGUGAGGGGCGAGGGUGAUGUACAGACUUGGUGUAUAUACUUGUUGUUGUAUAUAUUUUUGCAGAUUAACGACAAAUGCCUGUUUAUUUA
Molecule: messenger RNA, 1178 nt
Organism: Zophobas morio
Lineage: Eukaryota; Metazoa; Arthropoda; Insecta; Coleoptera; Tenebrionidae
Gene: Wnt6
Product: protein Wnt-6-like
Exons: 4
Coding region: 47-1093 (348 amino acids)
Biological process (GO): multicellular organism development; cell fate commitment; neuron differentiation
Cellular component (GO): extracellular region
Molecular function (GO): cytokine activity; frizzled binding
Source: RefSeq, a predicted model, not a curated record